AUGGGUAAUCUUCAAUUCUUCAAGUUUCUUCUUGUUUUUGCUUUUCUUUGGUUGUUCAAACUAGCCAUAGCGCAGGAACCUCCAAGCGGCUUCAAUGGGUUCGAGAGGGAUGCUCUGUACGCUCUCAAAGCCGAACUUAACCACCCUUUCCUCAACCACAACUGGAUUCGCCUCAUGUGCUAUAUGAACAACACACCAGUCUGGUAUGGCAUACAAUGCUUGAAUGGUCGAGUCACCGGAAUAGUUUUGGAGAGUUUGGGGCUAACCGGAAAAAUCAAGGUUGAUGCACUUGUCAACCUCACUCAGCUGUCCAUACUUAGCUUCAAGAACAACUCAAUAUCAGGGAACAUGAUGGACUUCUCAAACACUCAGAAGUUGAGGCAAAUUGACUUGUCAAGCAACAAAUUUGAUGGGCCAAUUUCGGAUUCACUUGUGAGACUUGAUUUCUUGGAGUCAUUGCAGCUCCAAGACAACAACUUAACUGGUUCAAUCCCGGGGUUCAAUCAGUCUAGCUUGAGACAGUUCAAUGUAUCAAACAACCAUCUCUCUGGACCAAUACCAGACACUAAAGUUCUUCAAUCAUUCGACAAUUCAUCAUUUUCUGGUAACCAAGAUUUGUGUGGUCCAACCUCUUCCACUCCCUGCAGCAACAAUGAUACGUCGACUUCUAAAAAAGGUGGUUCUUCACAUUUGGCGAGACUUUUGAUUGUUGUUGAUGUUGUUGGCCUAGUAGUCAUUUUGUUGCUCCUCAUUUUUUACUGCAAAAAGUCUAGGAAGCUUAAGGAAAUGAAGAAGAAAAAUAGCAUUGUAGAUGGGGAAGUAGAGAGGAAUGUGAUGGAUGAAAAGAGCAUUGUAGAUGAAGAUGUGGAGAAGGAUGAGAAAAAGAUAGAGGCAAAAGAAAAGGGAGUGGUUGAGGGAGAAGAGAAUGGAAAGCUCAUUUUCUUGGACAAUGAAGCCGGUUUUGAACUCGGCGAUCUGCUAAAAGCUUCAGCUGAGGGAUUGGGUAGAGGGAAUUUUGGGAGUUGUUACAAGGCCAUUCUUGGUGAUGGACGAGCCAUUGUUGUGCAGAGGCUAAAGGACUUAACACCCUUGAACAGUAACGAAUUCGCAAAACAAUUGCAAGUGAUUGCUAGUCAAAAGCACCCAAAUUUGUUACCUCUUCUUGCUUACUUCUUUUCCAAAGAUGAGAAGUUGUUGUUAUACAAAUUUGCAUCAAAUGGAAACUUACACAAUCGCAUUCAUGGAGGAAGAGAGACCAAGGACCGGAUCCCAUUCCGAUGGAGCUCAAGAUUAUCCGUCGCUCGCGGUGUAGCUCGAGCUUUGGAGCACCUACACCUUAAUAGUACCUCCAAAUCAUCACAAGCCACAGUCCCUCAUGGCAACUUGAAAUCCUCCAAUGUCCUACUUGACAACAACCAAACGGUACUUGUCACCGGCUAUGGCCUCACUUCCCUCUUAGUCUCUCCUAUCGCGGCCCAACGCAUGGUUUCAUACAAAUCACCCGAAUAUCAAAGCUAUAAGAGAGUUUCCAAGAAGUCAGAUGUGUGGAGCUAUGGCUGCCUCCUCCUUGAACUCUUGACAGGGAGAGUAUCAGCUCACUCGGCCUCAGAAGGAGCGAACUGUGUGGAUCUUAUCAAAUGGGUUGUCCGGGCAGUCAGAGAGGAAUGGACGGCUGAGAUUUUCGACGUGGAAAUCACUGUGCAUGGAAGUGCCAAUAAUGGGAUGCUGAGACUGCUACAAGUUGCCAUGCAGUGCUGCGAAAAGUUGCCGGAAAAGCGGCCAGAUAUGAGUGAGGUGGUGAAAGAGUUUGAGAAUAUAAAGGUGAUUGAGUCCUCGGAGGAUGAUGAUGAGUUGUCCUUUGAUCCAUCAUUCACUGAUGAUUCUAUAUCUGAAACUCUAUCUCAUAUUGCAUGA
Molecule: messenger RNA, 1914 nt
Organism: Cornus florida
Lineage: Eukaryota; Viridiplantae; Streptophyta; Magnoliopsida; Cornales; Cornaceae
Product: probable inactive receptor kinase At2g26730
Exons: 2
Coding region: 1-1914 (637 amino acids)
Biological process (GO): protein phosphorylation
Molecular function (GO): protein kinase activity; ATP binding; protein binding
Source: RefSeq, a predicted model, not a curated record